Aplosporella prunicola CBS 121167 is the source of this 1350-nucleotide messenger RNA. RefSeq lists its product as uncharacterized. Gene Ontology annotation, cellular component: cytoplasm. Lineage: Eukaryota; Fungi; Ascomycota; Dothideomycetes; Botryosphaeriales; Aplosporellaceae. The transcript has 2 exons. The coding region runs from base 1 to 1350 and encodes 449 amino acids. Gene Ontology annotation, biological process: maturation of SSU-rRNA. The record is from RefSeq and is a predicted model, not a curated record.
AUGGCGCCCUACGACAGCGACUCCUCAGGCGACGACUCGGACGGCGAGUACACCGAGACCAACGUCCUCCUAGGCUACGCCUCCAAAGAGCCCACCGACGACCCCGUCAGCCAGCUCGGCGGCUACCCUACCUGGCUCGACGCCACCACCCCUCCCUCCCUCGCCCUCGCCAAAUGCGCAACCUGCUCCGCCCCACCCACCCUCCUCCUCCAACUCGACGCCAACCUGCCCACGCACUUCCCGGGCCACGACCGCCGCCUCUACAUCUUCGCCUGCCGCCGCAAGGCCUGCCGCCGCAAACCCGGCUCCGUGCGCGCCCUGCGCGCUACCCGCGUCACCAAGGCCGCUGUCGAGGCCGAGCUGAAGAGGUCUGCCGACGAGGAGGCCAGGAAGGCUGCUGAGCGCGCUGAGGAGGAGGAGCGAAAGAAUAAGCCCAUCGAAAAAGGCCUCGGUGAGGCGCUGUUUGGCGUUGGCGCUGCUGCUGCGGGCGCGAAUCCCUUCGCUGCGAAUCCGUUUGCUGGCAGCGGCGCGGCUGCGAACGCAAACCCCUUCGCCAGCGCGAGCAGCCUGGCCGCGAAGCCCGCGCAGGCGUCCGCUCCCGCUCCCACAGCUGAGGCUGCAGCAGCAAGCGACAGCACGUCCGCCCUCCCCGCCACCUUCGCCGCCAAAGCCCGCAUCGGCGCCACCACCCCCACAACCAGCACAACGCCCACCGCACCCACACCUCCCCACGAGCCCUGGCCCCCGACCUCCGCCCUCCCGCCCCCCUACCCCUCCUACCACCUCGACGCCGACUACGAAACCCUCAGCACCGAAGCCCCCAGCAUACCACAGAACACACGGCUGGACCCUGACGCCGCGGAGCCGACCCCCGCCGGCGGCAGCAGCGGCGCAGGCAAAGAAGACAAAGAAGCCUUCGAAUCCACGCUCGACAAGGCCUUCCAGCGCUUCGCGGACCGCCUCGCCCAGAACCCGGACCAGGUCCUGCGGUACGAGUUCCGGGGGCACCCGCUGCUGUACUCGCGGGACGACGCGGUGGGCAAGGCCCUCACACCUUCAUCCCACCCCCAACACAGCGACGCGAAGGUCCGCACUACCGCCGCGAGUGUGCAGGGGAUCCCCCGCUGCGCAAACUGCAACGCCAACCGCGUGUUUGAGCUCCAGCUUUGUCCGCAGGCCAUUGCGGAGCUCGAGGCCGAGGAGCUGGGCCUCGAGGGCAUGGAGUGGGGGACGCUGAUUGUGGGCGUUUGUGAGCGCGAUUGCGCCGCCCCUGGCGUGAGGGACGGGGAGGUCGGCUAUGUGGAGGAGUGGGUGGGCGUGCAGUGGGAGGAGGUUGGGGGGAGGAGGUAG